This is a messenger RNA of Spirometra erinaceieuropaei, 858 nucleotides long. The record is from the annotation of a GenBank genome assembly. NCBI's taxonomy places the organism in Eukaryota, Metazoa, Platyhelminthes, Cestoda, Diphyllobothriidea, Diphyllobothriidae.
AUGGUGGCGAAUUCGCCCCCACCCCGGAGAGGCAGACGGAGGCUCAUGCGCAUCCACGAGAGCGGAAUUGCCCGCAACCUCGACACACCCACCCCGCCGAGGCUCACUCCCAAUUCAUCACCUUGCGCAUCCACCAACCACUCCUCAACCGACAUCGACGCCACCGACUCUACCACCCCUCACUCCGCCCCGUCCUCCUCCUCUUCCUCCUUCACUGCCGCAACGACGGCCACUCCGGCGUCUGUAGCGCACGACUUCACCACAGUCGCACCUGGCACAACAACAGGCACAACCCCUGCAACCUCCAUCAUCAGAGCUGAGGGCCAGAACUACAUCUGCCCUCACUGCGAUCGCACCUUCACUUCCCGCAUCGGCCUGGUCGGUCACUUGCGAAUCCAUCGCACAGAGACUGGCGAACCAGUGCCUGGCACACCAACCUACACCCACCGCACUCUCCUCCACUGCCCACACUGCCCUCGCACCUUCAUGCAUCGCAUGGGUCUAUUCGGCCACAUACAUAUCCACGAGAGCGGAAAUGACCACAAUUCCGAUACACCAACCACGCCCAUCAUGCUCAGCACCACCCUCCCACCAUCCGUCUGCACCACCACCAACGCCUCCUCUGUGGCUGACACUGACACCGCCGAAUUCACAUGCCCACACUGUCCACGAACAUUCACCUCACGCAUCGGCCUGGUCGGUCACUUGCGAAUCCAUCGCACAGAGACUGUAGAACCAGUGCCUGAAGCACCAAACUACACCCACCAAGCUCGUCUCCAUUGCCCACACUGUCUUCGAACUUUCAGGCACCGCAUGGGUCUAUUCGGUCACAUGCGCAUCCACGACGACCUGCGGUAG